AUGGCGUUGCACUGCGCUGCCGCCGCCAGCGUCUCGCCGUCCACCGGCCCGUGCCCCCUGCCUCGGCAGCACCACCGCCAGCGCGCGCUCUGGCGCUCCCCGUUCCAGCCGCAGCGGCCACACAGCCUAGCUUCUGCCCAAGGCCCUGCCCGGUUGGCGUGCGGCGCCAGGAGGCGGGUGAGGCACGAGGAAGAGGAGGAGGACGAGGAGGAGUACGGGCACAACGAGGAGAUGGCGCGGCUGGAGGCCUACAGCGAGGGGGCGCGCGACCUGGCCCUCCUCGUCACGGCCGCCGUCGACGGCGACCUCGAGUCCGUGCUCGUCUUCAAGGGCUUCUCGUCGAGCCUGAGCGGGAGGACGGCGCCGGACCCGGCCAUGAGCGUGCUCCCGGAGCGGGCCGUCAUACAGUCCGUCGACGUGGUGAAGGGCCCGUUCGACCCCAACAACAUCGAGUACCUCGAGAAGGAUCUGCCAUGGGAAGAAUUCAAGAGCCGCCUCCAAUAG
Messenger RNA from Triticum turgidum subsp. durum (durum wheat), 504 nucleotides. The record is from the annotation of a GenBank genome assembly. Lineage: Eukaryota; Viridiplantae; Streptophyta; Magnoliopsida; Poales; Poaceae.